AAUGGGAUGCCUUUACUGACAGAGCACCGCGACUUUUCACACAGGUUUAUUCCAUGGAUAAAGCGAGGCUGGGUAAGAAACGUGCCUCACACCCAGCCAGCCGGACAGUUCUCUUCCCCACUCCCACCUCUUCUUCUUCUUCGGGGAGGGUAACCCUAGAAACACGGCCUCCCUUUCCCCUCCCCAUAAACUUCGCUCUCUCCCGCCUAGCCUCCGUCCCCAGGAGGGAAUGGCCAAGGCGGCUGCGGCGGGAUCUUGCCGCCUGACUUCCUCACCCCGCCGCCCGCCCUCCGCCCCACCGCCUCUCGCUCCUUCGAGCUCGGAGGCCGCUCCGUCGAGGCGGCCCCCUCAGCUCGGGGCCAUGGCAGCGGCAGCCGCUCAGCCGUCGCCGCCGGUCACCUUCGUCCGGUGCGUGGGAUCUGCUCUCUUCUUCCUCCAGAUCGCCUCUGUCCGAGCUGACGGAAAAGUGUUUGCCCUGGGGCCCAGGAAUGGCUCCCACAGUCUGGAUUUUGCUAUGGCUCAGCAGUCAUGCACUGCCGCGGGAGCUCGCUUAGCAACCAGAGAAGAACUGAGAAGAGCCAUAAGAGAUUGUUCUUUCGCUGUGUGCACCAAAGGCUGGUUGGGUGAUGGCACAAUUGGGACAAUUGUGUGCAACAGGACAGGUAGCAAGCCACAGAGUGUGAAAAUGAUCGAUAUUCAGAUUGAAAUGGAUCCCUCUCUGAGUGACAGAUACAAUGCAAUUUGUGUGAAGGCUGAAGGCAAACCAUGCGGAGAUCCUCCGUCUUUUCCUCAUACUAUUCUGCAUGGACACACUGGUUUUGAAAUGGGAGAUGAACUGCACUAUAUCUGUGCCCAAGGAUAUGUCAUGAGUAACAAAGAUACAGCCUUCACUCUGCUCUGUCACACUUGUGGCGAAUGGUUUGGUCAAGUCCAGGCUUGUGUCAAAGACAAAACUGAGGGACAUAUUGAUUAUGAAGACAAUUUUCCUGAUGAUCGAUCUAUGUCCACUCAAGAACAUGAACAUAAUGCCCAAGAGACAGAGAAAAGAGGAAAUGAGCCAGAGAAAGCCACAGAUGACAACACCAAAACUCAGUUUGUUGAUGGUGAUAAUCAUAUUGAUGUCAAAAGCAUGUCAAAUGAGCAGGCCAUCAAAAUGAUAUAUGAAGGAGAAGAAAUGCCCAUUGGACCUAUCAUUGUGAACAAUGAUACAAAAGCAGCAAAACAUACAGAUUCUAAUACAGACGAGUCUUGGCUAGAUGGUUAUCCUGUUACUCAAGAAGCAGUGGAAGGAGAUGUAGUUGAUGAAGGGAGCAAAAUGGAUGGAUCUGUAGAGAUACAAGAUGAAAUUGUAACUGACCAACCAAACUAUGUCGGAGUUAGAAAAACAAAGGGCAGAAGCAUGGAAAAAGAUUUACUACAAACUGAGGCAGUCCCUCUACCGACAGCUGAUAAUGGGAUCAAAGGAGUACUUGUGACCCUACAGCCAACAAGCGGCCCAGUAAGUGUAAGCAAAGGCUCUAAUGAUGUCACCAGUUAUGCCCCAAUGACACCUAUGAGAUUUGUUACUCGAGAACUGAUCUCAGUAACCAUAGUCACUGACUUGAACCUGGCCACCCUUGAGACUUCUACAGUACUUUAUUUUACUGAUCACAUCCCAUUGCCAGAAAUUAUGACUUCCCCAAUGCAAGCAGUUACUACUGUUCCUUCUCAAAAUUUAUUUACUGAUGUGCCAAUGGAUGCUGAGAGAGAAGCUCUUACCUUCGGACUAAGUGGAAAGCUCUUGACCACUUUCGAGCCAUGUGUAGGGGUUGAUUGUUCCAGUUCAGACACAGCCCCCAUGGUUGCCAUUGGGGUGAUUGUGGUGGGCUUGAUUUUACUUGCUUCAGUCUUGGCAGUGUGGUGUUUCAAGAAAUGGCAACAGAAGACAUCUGUUUAUAAACUGAAUGGGCAAGAUCAUACUAGGCACCAGCUGCAACAGAUUGAAAUGCAGAAAGUCUAACAUGGUAAGUCUGUGAGAGAGUGGAAGAAACUGAAUGACCAAUCAAUGUCAAUGUCAAUUUGUUCAGAAGACAAGAAAACAUGUCUGCAGAUCAGCAGGACUUGCAGCCAUCUAAAAUUGCAACAUAUAGGUAUCAGUAUUAAUCUAAUUAAUUGCAUAUAUCUUUAACUACCCAUCUUGCAGAAGACUUUAUGGCUGAUUCACAGAACUAUUUUUAAAUCACACAAUAAUUGCGUGACUAUGACAUGGUGGCCUGGUUUUCUGAAAUACGUCAUCUAUGACCAUAAUCAUGUCUGGAGCUUUAUUUUGUGUAUAUAGUGGCCAUUCUGACUGCAACCUAUGGAGCACAUGGAGAAAAUUUGAACAAUUACAUGUGCCAUUUUAAAAAUUAGGAUAAACUGAUGUAGACAGUUAUUAUUUGUCAUGCUCUACAGAGUGCUGAAGGUGCAAACCAGUAAUUGUUGCUCUCCCACUGCCCAUGUUUAUUUCAAUGGACUGCUAUUGAAGCAGCUCUCUUCUUCAGUGAAUACCUUGGUGGACAGAGAGAUGUUCUCCAUGAACUUAGCAUCAUCUGUUAAUUAGAAUCAUGGCAUCAUUGGACAAUCUGUUUUUUUUAAAAAAAUUUUUAUCUAGGAAGAUGCAACUUUUUACAUUUGGGUGAGACUGUAUAUAAGAGAAGUUCUCCUGUGAAAAGGCAUCAAGAAGUGAUAUCCUACGAAGCUUCAUUAGUCUUUACAAAUCACCCAACAUUGUCAAUAUUCUUCUAAAGCCUAAGGGCCCAAUAGAAGUAAUCUCUUAAGAAGAGAGCAAACCACCGUGUAACACUUGGCCUGUAUUGCCAUUAAAAGCUAUUUAGUCUUUUUCUAACACAAUGCUAUCUCUGGGCUGGAAUGAUCCAGAAUGAGCCAUACUCCAAGCAGAACCACUGAAAUCAAGUAGAAUGAGUAUUAUUAUGUUCCAUUGAUUUCUAUGGGUCUACUUUCAGAAUGAAUAAAUCUAUAUUCUUAGUAAUCUAACUGGAUAAUGCCCAAUUACUUAUGCAGCUAAUAAAAUCAUUUAGAAGUGUAUCAAUCACCUCACAGUACAGAUUAGCUAAAGUGGAUGUUUCUAUUAUUAGAUUAACUCAGGGUUGAUUUAUAGUGGACAAAAUCUCAUGUAGGCAAGAUGUUGAUAAAAAUCCCACAUUAAGAAAGACUAUUGAUGGGUUUUGAAGUCACAUAGCAUGCCUACAGCAAUGAUCAUCUUCAUACAUAUUAGCCUGUAUCACAACUUAACAGUUAUGUCUCUGUACUACUCCGACAUGAGUAAAACACUUGUAAAAUGCACUAGAUGAGAGAUAGGGCACUCUUUCAGAACCAUAUUAUUCUUGCCUAAUGAUAUGCAGUGCAGCAUGCAGCUGCUCAUACAUCAACACAUAUAUGGUAUGGAUGUGCUAUUUGUGUUCUUUAGACUUGUAGAUCUUCAGUUGGCACCCUUUAUAAAUCCUAAAAAGCAGUGGGACUACAAUUCCAUGAAAGCACUGUGGCAGCUUCCUUUUUUUGUAAAUUAACAAGAAGCAAGCCUGUGGCAGCCAUGAAGCUUUAGAGAUAGGUCCCUGGUCAAUAUGAGUGAAAUGUAGGUGUCUGUAGGUUGGAACGCUAGCUGGUAAAUUCCUGGAGAAUUCCGGAGUUAGAUUCCAAAAAACACAAAUGGUACGCUUCUAAUGUAUGGUACCACACAUUUUGCAUGAAUACAAAUACUGUACAAAACAAACACAUUUUAAGCAUAUUAAAUUGCAAAUUUAGCCACUUUACAAAACAUGUGACUUUUAAAGUGCAUAUCUACUACUAGAAUGGGAGACUUUCCAGCACAAUCUUUAAAUAAAAUUAAUACAGUCAAAAAUAAGAGUUUGUCAAAUAUCUAUUCAACCAUUCUACUGUCCUGUACUGAACUUCUAUUUCAUAGCU
This is a messenger RNA of Pogona vitticeps (central bearded dragon), 3945 nucleotides long. RefSeq names its product sushi domain containing 5 (gene SUSD5). Gene Ontology annotation, biological process: cell adhesion; Notch signaling pathway. The record is from RefSeq and is a predicted model, not a curated record. Lineage: Eukaryota; Metazoa; Chordata; Lepidosauria; Squamata; Agamidae. Gene Ontology annotation, molecular function: hyaluronic acid binding.